This is a messenger RNA of Trichoderma harzianum CBS 226.95, 470 nucleotides long. RefSeq lists its product as hypothetical. The record is from RefSeq and is a predicted model, not a curated record. The transcript is spliced from 3 exons. The coding region runs from base 1 to 462 and encodes 153 amino acids. NCBI's taxonomy places the organism in Eukaryota, Fungi, Ascomycota, Sordariomycetes, Hypocreales, Hypocreaceae.
AUGCUCCGCUCCGCCAAGACCAGCCUCUUUAUGAAAAGGACUAGCUGGCAAUGCCACUCAUGUCUUCCAAGCUCGUCGGCCGCCUCAGCCGCAGCUUCGGCUUUCAACACGACACAGAGAGCAUAUUUAAAUGUCGGUGCCCAGAGGAAAUCUGCAGUAACCGAGUCACCCGCACACCGGCCAUUCAAUGUUAGCUCCGAAGACCACGUCCAGCCAUCUGCAAACACUCGCCCCAACGAAACGAACAAAUCACUCAUCGGGAAGACGGGGAGCGAGAGCUCCAACAAUAGCAUGCCAAAGAACAUUAAUAGGAGUUUGGGUGUAAGCGAAAGCGUUGAGGGUCAAGUCGCCAACACCUUCAGGCGCCUUUCACCACAUGUUAGGGCCAGAUCCAUUAGGGAUCGGGAGGCAUGGCUGGCUCGAGUUAACGCACAGAGAAAGCAGUGGCCCUUUGCGGACUAAGAUCGAGG